This is a messenger RNA of Brachypodium distachyon (stiff brome), 672 nucleotides long. RefSeq lists its product as uncharacterized. The record is from RefSeq and is a predicted model, not a curated record. The transcript is spliced from 2 exons. NCBI's taxonomy places the organism in Eukaryota, Viridiplantae, Streptophyta, Magnoliopsida, Poales, Poaceae. The coding region runs from base 1 to 627 and encodes 208 amino acids. Gene Ontology annotation, molecular function: nucleic acid binding; zinc ion binding.
AUGGAACCGGACUGGCAGCAGCAGUUCGAGAAUGUUGAGGCCUACGAUAUGAUCGAAAGCCUCAAAAGUAUGUUCCAGGCUCAGGCAAAGACCGAGAGGUAUCAAGUCUCUCAAGCUUUGCUUGGCUGUAAGCUCAAAGAUGGCGAUCCACUGAGUCCGCACGUGAUCAAGAUGACUGGUUACGUGCAGUCUUUGGAUAGGCUGGGUUUUCCCAUAAGCGAUGAGUUCGCUACAGAUAUAGUUCUGAACUCUCUUCCUAGUGCAUAUGCUCCGUUCAUCUCGAACUAUCACAUGCAUGGUAUGGAUAAGAAGCUCACUGAACUACAUGGGAUGCUCAAGACAGCAGAGGCUGACCUCAAGAAAGGCACCAGUCAAGUGUUGAUGGUGCAGAAUAAGGCUAAGUUCAAGAAGGGUUCUUGGACUAAGAAGAAGAAGGCUAAGUCAGGAGGCAAAACUCAGGACUCUGUCCCGAGCGCUGCCUCAGGGACUAAGCCAUCUCCUGCAGCUGGAUCCACUUGCUUCUAUUGCAAGACGGAUGGGCACUGGAAGAGGAACUGCAGCAAGUUUUUGGCUGACAAAGCCAAGAGUGGAAGUGGGACUUCUAACUCAGGGGCUGGUAAGAACUAGGAGCGUGGCAAGAGGCGAGGUUGAUAUUCGAGUCGGCAACAAAGC